This is a messenger RNA of Penicillium canariense, 2586 nucleotides long. RefSeq lists its product as uncharacterized. The transcript has a single exon. Lineage: Eukaryota; Fungi; Ascomycota; Eurotiomycetes; Eurotiales; Aspergillaceae. Bases 1 to 2586 code for a protein of 861 amino acids. The record is from RefSeq and is a predicted model, not a curated record.
AUGUUGCCCAAUUUCUUGCAAAGCAGUUACACUCGCUACAAGGAUGAUACCAACAGCUUUGCAACCUGGCUACUCGAGGCAGCCAGCAAAUGUGGCCAUCAACCCGACGGCCUGGCCUCUACCGCCCUUCCAUUGAAAAAGGACAAAAGCAAGAGCAAAAGCAAGGCCGCCAGUGCCUCCUCCGGUCCAGUUCAGUACACCACAACCAUCAAGGAUCUUCAAGUUUUCGCUGAAGUCGUUGCAAAAUCAGCCCUCACUGUGCCUACGCCGGUUCUCACCAUUGCCAAACGAGCGAUCAAGUUGAGAAAACACGUCACAUCCUGGUUUCUGGGGCAGGGCGAGACCGAAAACGAAAAACGGCACGCUCACUUUAUCUCUGCGUUGGAACGGGUUUGCGAGACGCUGGAAUGGAAGACGAACAAACCUUCCAACCCAGAUGCCAAGCAGCCUCGUCCAACCGGUGAUACCAAAGAUGGCGAUGCGGACCUCGACAUGUUCUUGAACAAAUUCGCUGUACUUACCGUUGAGGAACCACAAGAACAUCAACAGAAGCAGGGAGCCUCCCCCGCAUCGCAGAAGAUCGUGAAGGUGGAGCUCGUUGAGAAUGACGAGGAUGAGGCAACAGCUUCAUAUUUCGGCCACAUGUUCUUCAAGGCAUUCUGCUUAUUCCAGGAUUUGCACAAUAUGCGGGCCUUCAUCUCCCAUACCUGGUCAGAAUAUCGAGACAAAAAGAUCGAUCUGAUGAACGCUGCUCUCGUGACCGAUGGUGCAUUACAACUUGCGCGAGAUCUGGUGCAGGUGGUGGUGGACGACUGGGCUUCUUCCACCCUUUCGCCUGAUGAAAACUUCCAGGACCUGGUUUUCAGAGCUGCCUGUAUCACCCGGGGGAUCCUUCCGACUCCAUCUGUUGAAGUCGGCCUGCCAUACAACAAACACAUGGCCGAUGUCGCCGAGUGGUGCUAUUUGCCAACCUGGGUCAUCCUGGAAUCGUUCAGCCGUGUUUUGCAGAAUAAUCAUCUGCCGGUCUUCAAGAAAGGCCAUUUCGGUAUUUACGAUCCUAAGGCAAACAGAGAUGGGAUGUCUCUGGGGCAGAAAUUCAACGAGGACAAGAUCCUUCUUCUCCAACUCUUACCGGAGUUUUGUAUGAUCGAUACGUUCGGUAUUCGCAUGCUUACCUCGGAUUCGAUUACUAGAGGUCUUGUUGAGUUUUGCAAAACCAAGAUGGUCGAUCCAUGGCUUUGCUUCGCCUCCCAAAUCCUUCUUGAUGUUCAUCAUAUUAUGCGUUACAGCACCCUAAGUACAUUUCAAGACCUCCGGAUGUCGGGACUGCGUAUUCAAAAAACCAUUGAUGACUACUUGAAGAUUUCGAAGACUCACCCACAGCCCCAAUUCUGGCCCAAGGAGGGUGACGAUGAGAUUAAAAAUAUCCACUUCACCGUGGAUUCAUGGAUCAUCAAGGAUCCCUUCUCAGAGCUACGACGUGUUUCAUUUCCAGGGAACGAUGCGUUCGAGAAACAUGUGCUUUUAUCCCAGCACUCCAUUCUUUGUGGCUUGAGCUUGUUUCAUCUCAACACUCGGAUGCAGUCUGCUGGCCUACAGCUCAUCACUCAGUGGUACGAUGUCCAGCAACUGGCAUUCUUAUACAAUCUUGUGAAAGUUCAAUCGCAAAAGAACCUGAGUUGGCCUGAUAUGGAGGCUUUCAUUAAGAUUCAUGGCGAGUCUCAUAUCUUCAUCGGGUCUCGACCCAAAAAUGCUAGCGAGUCUUUAAAUAGACUUGAACUGGCCACAGGCCUAUCAUCGACUGCCAAAUUUGCCCGCGAUUCCCGCAACAGGCAAGACUUCCAUCGCCCCGAUGGAAAGAAUCCCAGAGUACUUACGCCAACAACUACAAUUGCAAACAUGUUCCGAGCCCAGUAUGUCGCUGGUUAUGAGGAAGGCGAUGGUAUUGGAAACAUUGACAAGGUCCUGGAUAAGCUUUCGCAAGAACUAGGUCCCAGAUCUACCAAGGAGAAGCUACGACCAUCCGAUCCGCAAACAAUGUUUCAGCGAAAGUGGUCUCAUACUCGCAACAUUGGCGCCCUGCAACUUCUCGCCCUCUUGAAGAGCAAGUUGGCCGAAGAAGAGCCUCUGAUCUUGUUCAACUACUUCGGCAUGCAUAAACGCUCCAUCGAGCUGCUGAGACUGAUCAAAGCGAAAGAGCACCAUAAAUUUGUCCAAUAUUUCACAGCUGCGUACAUGCCUGAUGAAUCCUUUAUCUCAAACAUCGUGAUUCUGAUUCAUCACGUCGCGCGAGGCUCGGCGGAGAGUUCCCGUGAAUUGGGAAUGUCGUCCAUCGUGAGCAAUGGUAGCCAGAUUGUCAGUCGAAUUGUCAUGAGCUGUGGCGAUGUUAUGAAGGAAUAUCUGCAAAGAAAUGGCGACGUGGCAUGCAAAGAGCUGAGGGUUUUUUGCAAGAACAAAAAUGCCAUCCAGGAUGAGGUCGAUUAUGACAAGGGCAGAUCUGAAGACUUUCAGUAUUGGUUCGGCAUUGAGGAGGUUUUGGAACCCAAGGUUCUCGCCUCGCUCAUGACUGGGAUCCCAAUAGCUUAG